AUGAAAGCAAUCCAGCUCCCCUCUGGUCUAAUUUUCUGUGUGUCUUGGUUCCUUUAACAGUGAAUUUCAAGGUGAUUGGACCUGAUCAUCCCAUCAUGGUCUCUGCAGGUCAAGAUGCCCUGUUACCCUGUCACCUCUUCCCUAACACAAGUGCUCAGGAGAUGGAGGUGCGCUGGUACCGAUCCAAGUUCUCUGAACCUGUCCAUCUGUAUCAGAAUGAAAAAGAUCAGGCUGAGCAGCAAAUACCAAAUUAUCAGGGCAGAACAGAGCUGCUGAAGGAUGGUAUUGUGGAUGGAAGCGUUGUCCUGCGUAUACGCAACAUCACCCCCUCUGACCAUGGGCAGUUUAUCUGUUUCUUCCGAUCACACAGCUUUUAUGAGGAAGCCACUCUGGAACUGAAGGUGACAGGUCUGGGCUCUACUCCUCGCAUCUCUAUCGACAGCUACCAGAGCGGAGGGAUCCACAUGGUGUGUGAAUCUGCUGGAUGGUACCCAGAGCCCCAGGUGCAGUGGAGAGACCUCAGCAGGCAGCACUUACCAUCCCUGACAGAAAAAAUAACUCAACAUGAUAACGGCCUGUAUGCAGCACAAAUUUCCAUUAUUGUAACAAAAACUUCCAGCCAGGAUCUGUCCUGCUCUGUCAGGAACUCCCACCUCAACCCAGGGAAAGAGUCUGUGGUCUACAUUGCAGAUCCAUUCUUCCUGAGGGGCUACCCCUUUAAGGUGGCUAUGUACAUAUUCCUGGUUGUUGUGGGUUUGCUCACUUUCACAGCAAGCUACUUCUUCCGGAAGCAACACAAGGCAAAAGGAUGGAGAAAAACUCAAGUAUAUGGAGAAGUGAAGAUAACUCUGGAUCCAUGCACAGCUCAUCCUGGGCUCAAGCUGUCUGAGGACCAGAAGACUGUGACAUGGGAAUCCAAACAUCAGGAUCUGCCUGACAAUCCCGAGAGAUUUGAUGAAGUUUUCUGUGUGCUGGGUUCUGAGGGAUUCACUUCAGGGAAAAUUUACUGGGAAGUGGAGGGGAUGGGGAGAAUCUGGGCCAUAGGGGUCGCUAGAGAGUCUGUGAGGAGGAAGGGACAAAUCAAAUUUACCCCCGAGGAGGGGAUCUGGGGGAUAGAACAGUCCAGGGGUCACUACUCAGAUCUCACCACCCCUCAGGACCCCCUGCCACUGCGUCAGACACCCAAGAAGGUACGGAUCUAUGUACACUAUAAAAAGGGGCAAGUGGCAUUUUUCAACCCAGAUAAUGGUGAUCUGAUCACCAAUCUCACAGCUUCUUUCAAUGGGGAGAAAAUAUUCCCCUUUUUCUGGGUCUGUUCCCACCUCACACUAACCAGCUGAGACACUUGGAGAUCAGAUGGGUGGGUGGGUGGGCGGGGGGGGGUGUAACUUGUUCCAUUGGAGCCACAGCUCUGUCUCCAGCAUUCGCUGUGGCACUGGGGCUCUCCACUGGCCCCACAGCCACAGAAAGCAGGGAACAGCCCAUGUCUCUGCUGCUUCUCUCUAUCUCUGUGGGGCCUGCAGAGGCCCUAGGCCCAGGGAGUGAGCAAUAAUCAUGCUGGCUGUGUGGGGCAGGGAUGGUGCUAAGUAGUGGGAACUGGAGAGAGGAAAUUGGGGAGAAGGUGGGGAAUUAUUCUUAACUCUGACCCAUGCUACAAACUAUAUGCUACAAACAUACCAACAAGCUCUUUCAGUACAGAUGCAGAACCACAACAUUCUCAGCUCUGUUAUUGGCAGAGCCUCCCCGUCAGAGUCACCCACGUGCUUAGGGUGGGGUCUGGUGAUUCCUCACCAUCUCCCUCCUCUUUACUUCUGGGAUCCAGUGAUUGCUUAUCAUAUUGCAGGGACUUGAUCCCAGUCCUAAAAGAUGCUCUGUCUCAAAAAGAUGCAAAGAGGGAACCAGAUGACAUUACCGCCUCCAUGGCCAUGUCCCGAGUUAAUGCAUGCUGUAGUCAAACCAGCAAAGUUGCCAUUUGCACUGCAACCACUGAAGGGCAGAGUUUCUGCAUGCUGACUUUACACUGUUAUGCUGGAAGGUGUUAAUGACUGCCAUCGAUCACAGAUGAGGGUAAUGUCCAUGGGUGUGCUAAAUACACUUAUUUUUUAAUGGAAGGCGUAAUUAACCCCCUUUGUGGAGUAAGAUAGCUGGAAACCAUAGGAGACUGGUAACUGCCGAUAGUAAGGGGUUUAAACAUAAAUUUAAAGUUUAUGGUGGUUUCAAGGAUUCAAGGCAGGUACUCAUGAGACAAAGGAGUUUUGGUUUCUAGCGCUACUUUUCCUAGAAUCAUAGUGGAAGGGACCUCGAGAGGUCAUCUAGUCCAGUGCCCUGCACUCAAGGCAGGGCUAAGUAU
Molecule: messenger RNA, 2350 nt
Organism: Chrysemys picta bellii (western painted turtle)
Lineage: Eukaryota; Metazoa; Chordata; Testudines; Emydidae
Source: RefSeq, a predicted model, not a curated record